Molecule: messenger RNA, 546 nt
Organism: Chenopodium quinoa (quinoa)
Lineage: Eukaryota; Viridiplantae; Streptophyta; Magnoliopsida; Caryophyllales; Amaranthaceae
Product: RNA polymerase II degradation factor 1-like
Exons: 2
Coding region: 1-546 (181 amino acids)
Source: RefSeq, a predicted model, not a curated record
AUGAAAACCCCCUUGCGGAAGAAGCAAGAGGAAGUAAGGGAUGCCCAGAAACGGGCAGCCAAAUUACUUGAUGUAUGUCAAUACAACUCCAUAAUGCUUGAAGUCAAAACUAAAGCAAGAGAGAUGAAACAGGAGGAACUCAUCCGGGAGCUUACGAAUGCUGCUGACAAUGCCAACAAAGCUGCUGAGGACUGCAAGGUCGAAAUGGAUCAGCUCAAAGCAGACAUCAACAAUUUGAAGGAGGCUGACAAGGAGAGGGCUGGUCUAAAGGACGAGGUCACUCGGCUGGGGAAUGACCUGGAACAGGCGAAGGGCGAGUACAAAUACGCUACCGAAGUAUUUGAUGCUCAAGUUCUCAGGCUACCACAGCCGGCUCCUUUCGAUGAGUGGGACAGCUUGGAGGAGGAGCAAGCGGCAAAGACUGUGCCGGGUGAGGCAAGAGAGGCCCAAACCCUAGAAACUCAUGGUACCCCUGCAGCCGGCCAAGACCAGCCGUCAGAGCAGCAGCAACCAGAACAGCAACAGCAACAGCAGCAGCAACCAUAG